Molecule: messenger RNA, 4473 nt
Organism: Ornithodoros turicata
Lineage: Eukaryota; Metazoa; Arthropoda; Arachnida; Ixodida; Argasidae
Product: leucine-rich repeat-containing protein 58-like
Exons: 4
Coding region: 95-1252 (385 amino acids)
Biological process (GO): signal transduction
Molecular function (GO): protein binding
Source: RefSeq, a predicted model, not a curated record
CUAGGACAUUGCGCCUGAUUGCAAGUUUUGUAGUUUGCAUGGCAACUGAUGUGAGGUGUGUUGGAGGUUGUGUCUUGCAUGCUUGAAUGGCUUGAUGGUCAACACUCGCAGCAGUGAAUCGUCGUGUGAGAUGGCACCACCGAUACAAAGCUCUGCGAUAGAUCAGGAAGACCUAAACCUCCACUCCCUGGACGUUCCAGAAGAAGCAAUUUUGGACCUCGCACAUUUGGACUUGGACACUGAAACCGUUGACAGCAAUUUGGAAGCUCUCGGGAACGACGGGAGAUGCCACCGAACGCGAGCGGUAGAACUGCAUCACAAUAGACUUUCUUCGUUUCCGAGGUCUCUGGGAACAUUUUUCAACCUUCACACCCUUGACCUGAGCAAUAAUAGCCUACGAUCCCUUUCUGACGACAUUCUUCGAAUCAGUGGUCUGAAAGUUCUUCUUAUGAGAGGCAACCUGUUGACAGGCGAUUCCCUUCCUAAGGACAUGAGUGCACUGUCGUCGUUGGAAGUGUUAAACAUUAGUGGGAACCAAUUCGUAACGCUGCCGUCUCAAGUACUCGACCUAUUGUCACUUCGAGGACUCUACGUUGGCGGCAACCUGCUUGAAGAUGUGCCCAAAGACAUCGGGAGGCUAGCGAAAUUGGAGACACUGUAUUUGGGAGGAAACGCGAUCCAGGAACUUCCCGCAGAAGUCGGUAAACUGCAAAAUCUGCAAUCGCUUGUAUUGAGCAAGAACAAGUUGGUUACUCUGCCAUCAUCGUUGGCGUGCCUCCGCAAGUUGCGCUCGCUGGCGAUUCAUGAUAAUCUUCUGACUACACUGCCACCCUCUAUCAUCAGACUAGAGAACUUAUAUGAGCUGAGCCUGAGAGGCAAUCCACUGGUGGUGCGGUUCGUAAGGGACAUGACGUACGAUCCACCUAGCUUGCAGGAGCUUGCUGCCCGCUGUGUCAAAAUUAACAAGGUGCCCUUCUGUAGAGAGGACCUUCCGCCAAACAUAUACUGCUACCUCAACUCUGCCCAGCGCUGUGUCAACCCCAAGUGUAAAGGAGUUUACUUUGAUACACGAGUGGAGCACAUCAAGUUUGUAGAUUUCUGCGGCAAGUACAGGAUCCCGCUGCUGCAAUAUCUGUGUUCUUCGAAGUGCAGCUCUCAGCUGUCCUGCGGCGGUGGCUCAGAGUCGGAAGCAUCAGAAGAUGAAAGCAAUGGCAUAGACUUGUCUCGUCUUCGCAGAGUGCUGCUGGGUUAAUGCAUCGCUGCUACUCUUUAAAACAUCACUGCCUUUGGAAGUAGACAACCCCCCACGAGCACAUAAGUUUUAUUUGUUUUGUUUUCACAUGGGAGAUAACCUAUAGUUGUUGUUGUUACUACAUAUUUUUAUAGCAAAAAUGCAGGGAGAAAUUGCCUUCUAUUCAUUUCAAAAUCCCGGACAGGAUCUCUCCUUUGUUUCACAUUCUCAUCUAGUCUUUUUUUUGUCCUCCCGAAUUUGUAUCUUGGAUGAGCUGGCAGUUCUCCCUGCAAAUAUGCGUGUGUCUCCACAUUUUUUAGUGAAUGCCUGUUCAGAAUCAUGCAAUAGUAUUUUACUUGUUACGCAUAUGUUGCCAAUCUGUUUGUGUUUAGAAUAAUACUAAUGAAGUCAUAAUACGUUUCCAGAUGGAAAGUUUCAUUUUGAUGUGUAGGUGCCAUAGCUAUUUCCAGUAGCACAGUUCAGGGUGUCUACCAACCUGGAAAACAGGGAAUUGUCAAGGAAUUUUGAUGUGACUGGGAAAGUCAGGGUAUUGUCAGGGAAUUUGGCCAAAACGCAGCUGAAGUGAGGGAAAAUCGCAGACAAGUGCUGUGAUGAUGCGCGGCGAAUCGCGAGUGUCGAUCGGUGGUUGAGCGGCGAUGGCGCAGCUAGGGUUACCACCAGGCCGGUAUUAUACCGGCACGGCCGGUUAUUUGGGCGCUCUGCCGGUAGGAAGGCGAUACCGGCAGCCUUUUCCCUUCAACAUUCCACUACAGCUUGAAUAAAUCUGGAACACAGACCCAGCUCCGCAGUCACCUUUUUCUUAGUUAAUCAACACCCUUAGUUAGUAACACACUUAGUUAGUCAACAGUUUUCUUAGUUAAUCAUUCUUAUUAUUAUUCAUUGUUAUUAUUAUUAUCAUUGUUAUUUCUAGCAUCAGUGAUACAGCCACACACAGGAACAUACGUUUCCUGGUAUUAUCUUGAGCGAGCACGCUCUCUCUCUCUCUCUCUAUGUGUGUGUGUGUGCUCGUCCACACCUCACCCACUUUCCCUUUUCCACGAGCCUUUCCCUCUAUUCCACCUCCUCUCCCUCAGCCGGUAUUUUUCACUACGAAAGGUGGCAGCCCUAGCCGCAGCAAUGUUACCACAAGUAACAGUUCACCAGUACGACACACUCUGAGGCAGAAAAGUAGGAUAGCCUCACUAAUACGUAAUAAAUGGUCUGUUUUAUGAGGAAUCUGUAUCAGAACAUAGGAGCAGGCACCAAGUUCCCUUUUGUUUUUGGCAGGGAAUUCGCUUGAAACAGUCAGGGAAUUUGAAGGCUGUAUAGUUUGGUAGACACCCUGGCACUGUACUUGUGAAGAAGCACUGGGCUUUUGGAUGCUAUGUAUGUGACUUUGUGUGUGUGAUAUUGUGGGUCUUAUUCCAAAAUAGUUAUGGGGUCGAAGAGCCACGUGGCUUUCAUGCACGUUUUGUAACGUUCUUGCGUGUGUAUUCGAUAUGCAAAGUCUUACUUGUCUCCGGGGAAUGCUGUUUUUGAAGCAUUUAAAAAGACAGGCAGCGAUGCCAAAAUGGGGAAUUUGCCUUGGGAGGAGUAGCUAGUUACCGAAGGAAAGGACAUGCCUCAUGCCUUCCCAUGAAGCGGCAUGUACUUCAAUUGAUGCAAGACAUAGAUAUGCAUGUUUAGGGGACAGAGCACAAGGUUUCUAACAUAAUCCAUCAAACAGUACCGUAAUUUCACGCGUAUAAGCAGCACCGCAGAUAAGCCACAGGACGCGUUUUUAGGAAAGCUUUAAAAUUUUUCUAGCAGAUAAGCCGCGGGCAAUACGAGACGACUGAUUUGUGUGGCAAAGGAGAUCAUAGAGAAGGACAUAAACCCUGUGGUCCAUACUCCGGGGUCAGCUCUAGAGUUCUACCAAGAUCGGAUUGUGUCCUUGUUAGGCGUUUUUCAUGGAUUGAAGGAUCAGUGAGUGACCUUCCAGAAGACUUGAAUCACUGUCACCACUUUCGUUAAAGCUGCUCGGGGGAAUGCACCAGGAAGAUCAAUCUACUCGAAUGUGGACCCGUCCUUGUUACGCACUGUUCGUGCAUCGGCAGGGCAGUGCUGUUCCAGACAUUGUCGGCCAUUUCGUUAAAACCGGCGUAUGGGGAAAAUACCAGGAAAUAAUCGUCAUCAGAUAAGCCGCACCGGUGGAUAAGCCGCAGAGCGCCCGUGAGAAAACAAAUCGUGCAUAAGCCGCGGCUAAUACGCGUGAAAUUACGGUACAAUUUCACAGUUCCUUUAAGGUCACUAACUAUGAUUGAAAAGAGCCUUCUCAGCUUUACAGGAUUCACUUACCUCAUGAUGCACAAGCAGGUGUAAGGCCUUUUCUAUUCCAUUUUGUAAGCAAUUGUUUCAUAAUCAUCUUAGAAGACUGAUCAAAGUUAUCUUAGAAGUACUAUUCCAGAGAGCUCUUCCUUUCCUUUUUAUCUCUUUACGAAAUUUGUUGUAUGCCACAUACUCACGCUUCAACUUUAAGUUACACAACUGUGUUAUAUUCGAAAGAACAAGUUAGAUUUUGCUGGGUUUUACUGCAGUAUCCAACACUGGAACAAGGAGCUAAUUAUUUGUGUGUCAUUGUUAGACUAUAUACAAUACGUCUUUAUUAGAGCGCAAAUCUUCUACUUUAAGAUUUAGAUACGAAAUACUGUUUCAGUCCAUUUAUCUCCUUUGGCUGCUGUGAGGAAAUAAUGAUGUUAAAUGAUGAAUGAGGACAUAAUGAUGUGACACCGAAAACUGGCUACAGAACCACCAUGGCAGAGUUAUAUAGAAGACUCUGCUUGUGAUUUGACACCAUUUCUUUGGGAUUUCAGCAGCGGGAAGUGUUUAGUUUCUUGCUUUGGUAGUACACAGUGUGUACUGCGUGUAUGACAAUUCCUUGUUUGUGAACACAUUUGAUAUAUGUGAUAGGCUUCACGAACAAAGCGUGCUGCGUGUGCAUUAGGGGCAGAGUACAUAUAUGGUUGCUAUGGUAAAGGCAAAGACAGGACGGAGUAAUAAUUGACAUCUAUAUGUUAGAAAAAGCAGCAUGAAAGUGUCGUAGUAAUGACUGCGGUAAACGUACAAAAAUGUACAUUAACAGUCUGCUUAACAAAACGUUCUACAAUGACUGAUCACGUAAAACUGUAUUUUCUUCAUGAAACCAACGUCUUUCAAAAUACAUUUGUAUAUUGGUGUGAAUAAAUUCAUUAUUGGCACUCAGA